AUGUUGUCUGUCUAUGAUUUUACUGGACGGGUAGCUCUGAUAACUGGUUCGACUCACGCAUUUGGUGCGGCAAUUGCCCACCGAUUGUCCCAAUUGGGUACUACUGUUGUGAUCACUGGUCGUCGAGCCGAUCGAUUGGCCAAAGUGGCCAAACAAUGUACGGAUGUAUCGCCCAAUCGUUUGCGUCCGAUAGAAGUGGUCGCCGACUUGACGGUGGAAGCGGACAGUUUGAGACUAGUAGAGACAACUGUCCAAAACUAUGGCCGUUUAGAUAUAUUGGUCAACUGUGCCGGCUUUGAACAGUACGUUCGUUUCGAUGAUUCAGAUUAUAUGCAAGUCUACGACAAACUUGAGGCCCUAAAUAUACGAUCGGUUCAAUUGUUGACCCGUUUGGCGGUUCCUUAUUUGGCAAAAAGCGGCGGCAGUGGCGGCGGCGGCGGCGGAACUGUAGUCAACAUAUCCAGUUGUCUAUCACUGAUACCCGAUCCGACAUCCGUUGCCUAUUGUUUAGUCAAACAUUCAAUGGAUAUGUUUAAUAAAUGUCUGGCACUUGAACUGAAACCCUACGGCAUUCGGGUUAAUAGUGUUAAUUUGUCAACUGUACGGACACCGCGAGUCGAUGGACAUCCGACUAUCGUUGACGAGUGCAGUCAAUUGUAUCCGAUGAGACGUAUCGGCGAACCGCACGAAAUUGCCGACACCGUAGCCUUUAUGUGUUCGGACAGCGGAUCAGUUGUUAACGGCUAUAUACUACCACUCGAUGGCGGCGCCACUCUAUGUGGACUAUCAUAA
Oppia nitens is the source of this 792-nucleotide messenger RNA. RefSeq names its product A-factor type gamma-butyrolactone 1'-reductase (1S-forming)-like. The record is from RefSeq and is a predicted model, not a curated record. The transcript is spliced from 2 exons. Lineage: Eukaryota; Metazoa; Arthropoda; Arachnida; Sarcoptiformes; Oppiidae. Bases 1 to 792 code for a protein of 263 amino acids.